This is a messenger RNA of Bolinopsis microptera, 2591 nucleotides long. Its product is annotated as calponin homology domain-containing protein DDB_G0272472-like. Bases 175 to 2340 code for a protein of 721 amino acids. The record is from RefSeq and is a predicted model, not a curated record. NCBI's taxonomy places the organism in Eukaryota, Metazoa, Ctenophora, Tentaculata, Lobata, Bolinopsidae. The transcript has 8 exons.
AUUUUAAAUUGUACAAUCGGCUAUUUUGCGUCAUUUUAGUCUAUGUGGCAAAAUAAGACUGGCAAUGCUUGUUUAGGCUGGUAAGCUGACGCCUUUAAAUUGUGCUACUGUCUACGGAAUAUGCACCUGAACUGUAACAUUUGAAAGUUUUUAAAGUUGUCUAAAUAGAAUAAAAUGUUUCGCUUUUUGUUGUGCUUCUUUUUUGUCGUAGCCACCAACGCAAAAGUCAGGAUGUGUGGUAAUCACUUCUGCACAGUGGCUCUGUACCGUGGUCACGCGUUAGAUGAUUGGGGAGAAGAAACUCCAGGCUUUCUGAAAUUGAAUAAGGGUGCUUUUGUAACUGUGUUUGGGGUUGAAGGAAAAUACUUUGAUGCUGAGUCGGAAGGAGUUCGAGGUUUUAUGCCCAAAGAACUGGCCGUUAUCUCGGAGACCCUGCUCGAGCCUACUGUCGAGUUCAACCCGUACUACAAGGAGGAGGAGUCAGCUGCAGAUACCUCUCAGGAUCAGGUUGCCCAGAAUGGUGACAGUAGCAACAGCUCUGAAGAGGAUAUGGUAAAGCGAGAGGCUGGGGAGGAAGAGAAGAAAAUGGCUGAAGAAGAAGAACUUAAACGUUUGGCAGAAGAACUGGAUGUGACACGGCUUACUGAAGAAGCAGAGGCAAAGCUGCUUGCUGAAGAAGAAGAAGCAAAACGGCUUGCGGAAGAGGCAGAAGCAAAACAUCUUGCUGAAGAACAAGAAAAGAUACGACUCGCCAAAGAAGAAGCAAGGCGGCUAGCUAUAGAAGAAGCAAAAAAGCAGGCUGAAGAAGAAGUCAAAAGAAAAGCUGAAGAAGAAGCUAAAAGAAAAGCUGAAGAAGAAGAAGCUAAACGUGCCGAAGCAGAGAUGUUGGCUGAACAACAGAAGCUUGAAGCGGAAGCUGAACGUUUACGUGUUGAAGAGCAAGCUAAAAUAGACCGGGAACGUGAACAAGAGAGAAUAAGGAAAGAUCAGGAGAAAAGAAAGGAGGAGGCGGCAGAGAAACAUCGCGAGGGACUAGAGAGAUUGGAGCAGGAGCGGCUGGAAAAAGAGAGGCUGCAGCAAGAAAAACGAGAUAAUGAUAGGCUGGCAAGGGAGGAGCAGGAAAAGAAGAAACAAGAAGUAGAACGUCUCAAGGAGGAGAGAGCAGAAAAGAAAAGACUGGAUAAAGAGCGCAAAGACAAAGAAAGAGCAGCCAGAAAAAAGUUAGAAGAAGAAAGGUUGGCACAUGAAGAAAAGCUCGAACAAGAAAGACUCGCCAAGGAACGAGAGAGGCUUGAGCAAGAUCGACUGGAACACGAAAGAGUCGAGAAAGAACGUGCUGCUAUAAAAGAGGCAGAAAUAGAACAAGAUCGUAUUCACCAGGAGGCUAUGGAGCGAGAACUGAAGGAGAAGGAGGAAGAUAGACUCCGUCGGGAGCAGGAACAGCAAGAACUAGAGCAGCUGGAACAAGAAACAGCUGCCGAGGAAGCGAAGCUUGAAAAACUCAAGGCAGAGCAACAAAAGCGCAUGAGGGAUCAGAAACAGCACGACGACAGAAUGAAAAACGGCCGUAAACAGAAAAUGGCCGACAAGAGGAAAAUGGAGGAAGAUUCCAAAAAGUCAGAGUUCUUGGCAAAGAAACAGCAGCUUCAAGAGCAGUACCAACUGAAACGAGAACAGAUGAGACAGGCUCAGCUGGAGAGGGAGCGGAAACAGAAUAUUCACCGCACUGGCGUCGCUAGUAACGAACAAGUUGUUGCUCCGAAUACCGAAGGAACUUGCGAUGGCGAAUCUUGUGGUCAAGAAGUAACUGCAGACAAACCAGAUGAACAACAUAUUCAUCAGGAUCCUCCUCAGCAAGAGCAUCAGGAACAAAAUCCUAACCCCCCUCAAGAGAUCGCUCAUCAGGAACCUAUCCACAAUCAGGAACCUCAUGAACCUCAUGAACAUGUUGAAAAUGUUGAAAAUGUUGAACAUGAUGAAAAUGUUGAACAUGAUGAACAUGUUGAACAUGAUGAACAUGUUGAAUCUCAUCACGAGGAAUCUAAUCAACACCAGGAACCCCCUCCCCAAGAUCAGCAGCACCAAGCUGAACAAACUAACCAAGAAACUAACCAAGAAACCCAACAAGGCACUGAAACUGAGCCUCAUAUUGUAGAGACUAAACCUGAGGACACUGAUCUGCCAGCACAGCCUGAUGAAUCUCAACAAGAAGCUAGUAGAGAGGGACAACAAGAGGACAACAAGGAGGCCGACAAGGAGGCUGACAAGGAGGCUGAGGUAACGAGUGGUGAGAAGCCUGUAAAGGAGGAAUACGAUGAAGAUUUAGAUGAUCUAGGUUAACUAUUUCAGGAGAACUCCCUGAUGAGAUGAAGGAUGAGGAGGCACUAGAAAAAGAGGAGGAGGAAAAAGAGAGGGAUCUCCUGGAGAAGGAGAAGGAGGAGGAGAGGAGGGAGUCGGACAAGGAGCUACACUACGACCACAGUAAAAGGGAUCUGGGGAUACAGCAGGGGGUAGACAAGUUGAACAGGCAAGAUGGCAUGGAAACUGCCGUGAAGAAACCUGCCCUUCCUUUCUACUGCAGCAUACCUAUU